This is a messenger RNA of Ixodes scapularis (black-legged tick), 3170 nucleotides long. RefSeq lists its product as uncharacterized. The record is from RefSeq and is a predicted model, not a curated record. Bases 277 to 1128 code for a protein of 283 amino acids. The transcript has 5 exons. Lineage: Eukaryota; Metazoa; Arthropoda; Arachnida; Ixodida; Ixodidae.
UGGGCACAGGGCGUGGAAACGUCCUAGUGUGCUCGUCGGAAGGCACCGCGAACUGCUCCCUGCGAUCGGACUCGCGAACGUGCUGCAUGCCGCGUUGGCUUAGGGACGGCAGCGCCGGGACGAUGCCGAAAGGCGCAUCGCUUUCGACAAGGAUUACGAACUGUGCGUCAUGCGAAAUUGGCUGCGGUCUUUCUAUCUCAACCCGCUGAAACAUACUUCGGAUGAUUUCGCUCACACGAUGCCUCUGAGUUUUGAACGAAGGGCGUGCGUCUCGUGAUGUCGGCGGCGUCUUGUGUCGGAUACUGCGUCCUCCUCCUCUGGUGUGCGGUGCUUCGGCUGUGCCCCGAUGUGUGCUGCGUGCACAUUCUCCACCUUUCUGUGCCCAAGUGGGUAGAGAACGGCACCGAAGACUCCGUGCUGCUUGACUGCGUCUACAGCGUGGCCAAGGACGACCAGCAACUCGUGGUCAAGUGGUUCCUCAACGACGACCCACAGCCCAUCUACCAGUGGAUCCCCGAACUGGACAAAAGACACGUGUCCCAGAAGCUCAGAGGGAGGCUGAACCUGGACUUCUCGCUGUCCAGCGGCAACAGCUUCACCAAGUUUCGAGCCCUGAACCUAGUGCGCCCCACCACGGAACUGGGCGGGCGCUACUCGUGCCACGUAAACUCACUCGCAAGCCAGGAUGCCGAGUCCAAGCUCAUGACGGUCUACGCCCCGCCGAAGCGGUUCGACUUCUCGUACGAGCGCCUGUCGCCGACCGUGACGGAGCUCUCGUGCGAGGUGGACGGCGUGUUCCCGCUGCCCACGCUCUUCCUGUACCAGAGCAGUGGCCGGGAGCUGGCGGCCAGGGCCCUGGGCGCGUCUCCGAGCGUGGCACAGACCGACGGCGCCUACCAGGUCCGUCUCACGCAUGUCGUGGAGAGUCGAACCCUUGAGGCUGGGCUCGGACACAUCUUCGAGUGCGUGCUCUCUAUCCCGGAGACGAACUUCAAGCGGCAGCGGAGACUAGAGUUUGAACCCGGAAGCCUGGUUGGGGGAGCCAGUCAAUUGCAACGACGUCACACCAUGUGGAAUUCUCUCUCGGCGGUCACUGCGGUAUUGGCCGCCGCCAAGGCACGGGCGUAGCAGGAGAGUCAACGGAACCACACAAAGAUCAACUAAAAAACUCCACUCGAGCGCAAAGUGAACCGACCUCACGAGUCGCUCAGAGGAUGAAGACACCAGACGUUUGAAACGCCGAGACCCCUAACCUUCUCCAAAUCCAACCACUGCAACAUUAAAAAAGAAGCUCCUUUUCACCACGUCAUUUCCCAACAAGAAUUUAGAAAUAGUGUCGACCAACAUCAGUGCCUCCCCACAUGAAACAUGGAUUCUUCGGUCCAUAUUUUCUGAAGUCGUGAAUACUUUUGUGUGCGCCUGUGCGUGUUUCUGGUGUCUGUAUGUGUAAUUUGUUGAACACUGCACGUAUCGACGACGCUGAACUCUCAAGGACUUUGUUGCUGAUGUGCCCACACGAAAACUUGGGAAGGUCGGUGCCGAUCUCCCCACACCUCUUGUGUAAUAUUUUCGUUCCUCGUUUCGCGCUUACUCUCUGCAGUUCGGUAUAGGGGGACUAGUUUUGUUCCGUACAAUAAUAAUAAUAAUAAAAAAUUCUCGUCACUUGUUUAACACACUUUUUCGAACUUAGGGCUAUUCUGAUAGUUAUUUUUUUUUUCUGAAACCUAAGCACACUAACCAAGCAGUGGCCAGUUUUUAGGGUAGCUUCUUUGAUUCACGUAAAAUAUUUCUGUGUGAGGGCUCACGACCUUUUCUAAAGAAAGAAAACGGUUUUGCAUUUCUUUAAUAUUUCCAGAUGAUGGGUUUAGCUGCCUGCGUUUCUAUUUCUGCGUCGCACACAUUUUAGGUGAAGCCAAUACAAGAAAAUAUAUCCAGGGUCGUUUGCUGUACCUUCGAAACUAUGGUAACUGCGAUUUCAAGAAAUUGCUAUCCAAAUUUCGCAACGCUUGCGAAAAUUGUAUUAACGCUGGGCUAGAGUUCGUUUCGAAUCAAGGGAUUUUGUCUUUUUUCCAAAAACUAAGUGCCACAUUGAUGGUUUUAGCUAUUUUUUACUAGAGUCUACUACUCCAUUUUAUCGCUUUUUUGGGCGUACCUUCUGCUGUAGACUGUCGCGUUGUUCUACUGAACAAUUUCUGUGGUAAACAUAGUUCAGUUAAAAAGUGCUUGAAGGGGCCGUGCAACAACUUUUUUACGUUUUUUUUUCUUUUAAUUUCCACCGAACUUGGGCUCACUGAACGUAGAAACUAAGUGUUCUUUUUCCUCGAAAUUCGUCUUAUUUUAAAAGUUACAGGCAUCACAUUACAGUCACAAAAAAGAAGCAAAAAAUGACCUCCUUCAUGACGUCAUUGGUCCUCGGCCCCCUUUUCCUGCGCCCGCGGACCGCGGUGACUGGGAGGGGAAGACGGGGAAGGGAUCUGAGGCGAAGGAGAGAGAGCUGCUCGGGACCGGGCAGCUCUCUCUCCCCGGCUGACCAGGACCAAAACGUCACGAUUUCGUCACAUGCCGCGCGCGUUCGACAUCACGGGGCGCCCCCGUAAGAAGAGAAAGUUUCCUCGUCGUCCGUUUAAAAUAUGACGCACUGAUAUUUAGUCACUCUCUCCGCAACCGCUAAGUUGCCCGAACCACAAGAGACUUGAAAACAGCAAAAAAGGUAGAUGGUUAAAUAGGAUUGCAGGGACCCUUUAAUAUAUAACAUAAAAGUGCGAGCUUGUAAAUCGAUCUAAUUUGUUACAGCGGUAUCCAUUAUAAGGUGCUUGUAACAUGUUAACAGUCAGUGAAAAAAAAAAAGAGGAAAAACAUGAGGAUUCUCAUCUGUGUUUUCCAUUUGCUCGAAUGCAUUUAAAUGCGACAGAUAUGCACGCACUAAGCCAGUAAGAUCGUCUAGUCAAUUAUUUCAGCAUGCACUUCCGGUUGCAGACUCUUAGUUUCUAACGGUCGAUGGCAUAAUAAGUACACCUUGAAAGUUUUGUGGGAGGAUGUGAUCGCAACGGUAUCUCUGGGGCGGCUGAAAUGGAUAUUAUUCAGCCUAUGACGCUACAUCACACCCAUUUGUGGUCUUCCUUUUUUUUUGCAUCUUGUGUUGGCAUUAAAAUUUCGUGGUGUGCACGUUU